This is a messenger RNA of Ipomoea triloba (trilobed morning glory), 834 nucleotides long. RefSeq lists its product as uncharacterized. The transcript is spliced from 2 exons. Bases 1 to 834 code for a protein of 277 amino acids. The record is from RefSeq and is a predicted model, not a curated record. NCBI's taxonomy places the organism in Eukaryota, Viridiplantae, Streptophyta, Magnoliopsida, Solanales, Convolvulaceae.
AUGCCACCAAGAAGGAAUGUUGAGGGACAAAACGCUCAAGGAAAUGAUGUCCCUACUAAUGUUGAGCUUGCCCAGGGAUUGCAACAGUUGACUCAAUUGACCCAAGCCUUGGGAAAUGCGCUACUUCAAAAUCAAAAUGGAAAUGACGUGGCCAAGCGUGUGGCAGCACGCCAUCCACCAAACUUCUUGGGGCAAGAAGAUCCUAUCAUCAUGGAAGAUUGGAUCCGCACAUUUGAUAAGCUGUUUGAUGCCGAGGCUGAUAACUGGUGGGCUAAUGUUGGACCGGUACUACGCCAGCAACCCAACUUUGGUUGGGAGACUUUCAAGGAGGAGAUGAGAGGAAGAUUUUAUCCAGCCCAUGUCAAGAUGGCCAAAUAUGAUGAAUUCCUACACUUGAGACAGGGAAGCAUGACAGUUCAAGAAUAUUAUGCUAAGUUCUUGGCACUAGCGCGAUUUGCACCUACUUUAGUUCUGGAUGAGCCUAGAAAGGCCGAGAAGUUUAUUAAUGGACUGAAUUUUGAGACACGAAAGGUUGUAUGUGCAUUGACGUUCCAGACCCUGAACGAGGCCUAUAGCAGUGUUGCCAGUCAUUAUCGAGUGCAGCAGAUCCAGAAGGACAUAAAUGGAAGGAACAAAAGGAAGGUAGAUGACGAUGUGCAGCAAGGAGAUAAGCGACCUAAGUUUGAGUCUGCUGAGCCAAGCCGAAAUUUUCAAAGAAAUAGUAGCAACAAUAAUGGCAGAAAUCGUCAAGGUCAAGGGCAAGGAUUUGUGAAGAUGAAUCAAAUGGGGGACAUGCACUUUAAUUGUAGGAUAUGCAAGAGGGAUCACCCAUGA